This is a messenger RNA of Astyanax mexicanus (Mexican tetra), 6193 nucleotides long. It is a transcript of the gene zfpm1, whose product is annotated as zinc finger protein, FOG family member 1. The transcript is spliced from 9 exons. The coding region runs from base 396 to 4007 and encodes 1203 amino acids. Lineage: Eukaryota; Metazoa; Chordata; Actinopteri; Characiformes; Acestrorhamphidae. The record is from RefSeq and is a predicted model, not a curated record. Gene Ontology annotation, molecular function: RNA polymerase II-specific DNA-binding transcription factor binding. Gene Ontology annotation, biological process: megakaryocyte differentiation; heart development; positive regulation of transcription by RNA polymerase II. Gene Ontology annotation, cellular component: nucleus.
GUCGAGCGAGCGCCCAUUGAGAAGUGCUGUGUGAGCGGCGGAGCGGCGAGUUCAUAUUCACAAACCAAAACAAAUCGGAGCGCGGUAACGCCAGGCCAGCCUUCCUCUCCCGAUACUCGGGCAGCACCGGAGACGCUCUCCUCGGAUAGAGGCGGCGCUGUGAACGGAGGCAGGAGACAGGAGACGGUCCGCCAGCGGCAGCACCACAGGCAAAGGCAACAGCCCGAGUGAGUGAAGCUCGCCCCGCACGGCUACAGGUAGCUCCCGCGGCGGGUCAUGCCGGUUGCUCCGGACGGAGGGCGAGCCGUGUUUCUGUGCUGCUAGUUCUUCACCGCAAGCUGACCUCGCUGCGCGUCCGCCUGACCGACCGGGGACCCGGAGGGGGUGGGACGGCCAUGUCCCGAAGAAAGCAGAGCAAGCCCCGCCAGAUCAAACGCUCUAUAGGGGAUCUUGAUGGAGGUGAAGAGAACCUACCUGAUGAUGUCAGUCUCUCAGGAGAGGAGGGCGGGACGUCUGAUCAGGACGACUCAGCAGAGUGUGAUGGGUCCAGUCCCUCCUUUGCACCACUUUAUAAUGAAGAACCCACAACGCACCAGUCUCCAGGGAGCCCAGACACCGGUGAGGAAGAUGAGAAGGGGCGGCAACGUAACAGUGAGGAGGAAGAGCAUAUGGAAGCCGACGGGGAGGUGGAGACAAGGUGGAAUGGGCCAGAUGAUUUGGAGCUGAGUGAGGGGCUUGAGGACCCUAAGGUUGUGGCCCACAGGGACCUGCCAGUAGACACAGUGUGGGGACCGUUUGCCGGAAGCAUCCAAUCAGACGACGCUGCAGAUGGCGCAUCCAAUGAGAGCCCUGUGCUGACUCUAGUUUGUGAGGACCCAGACUGCUGGCUUACAAGGAUUCCACUGAUCUCCUGUUCUUCUGAAGCAAACUGCACCAUUUACAGUCAAGGUGAUGGUCUGUUCUGUAAGCUCACUCAGGAGCUCUGUAGAGGAGAUGCUAUAGUGGCUACUCUUUCCUGGUCCACGAUGGUGCAACAGUCGGAGGCUCAGACAGAAACAACAGUAGUGAAGGAGGAGCCUGCAUAUCCAGCAACCCUGCCCUCAGAAAUCCAGCUCCUCCCACAGCAGGCUGGCAUGGCCGCCAUCUUGGCAACCGCUGUUGUUAACAAGGAUAUCUUUCCAUGCAAAGACUGCGGGAUCUGGUACAGGAGCGAGAGGAACCUGCAGGCACAUCUCAUGUACUACUGUGCCAGCCGACAGAAGCAAAAGGACACAGCCUCCCCUCCACAGGACAAGCCCAAAGACUCCUAUCCCAAUGAAAGAGUGUGCCCGUUCCCACAGUGCAAAAAGAGCUGCCCCAGUGCCAGUUCCUUAGAAAUCCACAUGAGGACGCACAGUGGUGAACGUCCGUUCGUGUGUUUGAUCUGCCUGUCCGCAUUCACCACCAAGGCGAACUGUGAGCGGCACCUGAAGGUCCACACGGACACGCUCAACGGAGUGUGUCAUGGCUGUGGUUUUGUCUCCACAACAAGAGACAUCCUUUACAGUCACCUAGUCACCAGCCAUAUGGUGUGCCAACCUGGCUCCCGCAGUGAGGUCUACUCCCCUAAAUUGCCACUGGCCUCAGGUUUAAGUCCCGGAGAUUCUGGCAUAUUACUAAAAUGCCAGGUGUGUGGCUUUUCAGCAGACACUCCUGCCCUGCUGCAGCAGCAUGUCCACACCCACCUGGAGGUCAGGGUACCUGCAGAAAGGAGCCCCACACCUCGCCAGAGUAGCCCUCCUACAUCAGAGUUCCCAGAGCCCCAGGACCGAGAGCCAGCAGCCAGCGUGCCCAGGCCAGACUCUUCCAGCCCUGGUGCCAAUGGCGGCUCCGCCACCUCCCGAGGUUGUAGCCCUCCAAACCAGCUGAAGAUCAAAGAGGAGCCUUGCUCAGACAAUGAGAGCGAAGCAAGAGGUGGAGAGCAGGAUGGUAAUCACUGUGAAAACACUGCUGAGCCACACUCUUCUCAUCCUACCUCACCUAAAAGUCCCUCAGCUGUUGCAGUAAAGGCAGAGCCAGCUAGUCCCACUCCAGGCUCUAGCCCUGUCCAUCCAACAUCAGGGACUCCAGUGUUACCUGGUGGAGCUGUGUUUUUACCACAAUACCUUUUCAGCACUGAUGCGGCAAUCAUGCCACAGGCAUCUGAAAUCCUGGCCAAGAUGUCCGAGAUGGUUCAUAGCAGGCUAAAGCAAGGCCAGAGUCCUGCAGCAGGACAACAAGGCUUCUAUCCGGCAGGCUCUCCCGCUGGAGUGCCUAAGGGGGCAACCUGCUUUGAGUGCGACAUCACCUUCAACAACAUCAACAACUAUUACGCCCACAAGAGGCUGUACUGCUCUAGUAGGCAUCAGCAGGGGGAGGUGACAGGCACAGUAAAGGACGGCUCAGUGACUGCUACAGCUCCCAUUCCGAGUCAAGAUUCCUCUCCACAGGCUAGACCAGCCAGUUGUGCAGCAUCAGCCUCCCCCAGCUACUCCGACUCAGCCUCCGCAGCAGCUGGCCCAGCAACAGAAGCCAAGCCAAUAGAAGUGAAGAGUGAGACCCCAGGGUUGAAAGACACGGCCUGUUCAUCUUCAUCGGAGGGUGAAGGUGGUGGUGGGGGCCAGGCAAGUGAAGGAAGCCAAAGCCCAAGUGGCUCUGCAGAAGACACAGAGGAGGAUCCCAACCGUACUUUUUGUCAAGCUUGCAACAUCCACUUCAGCAGGCAUGAAAACUACAUAGUACACAAGCGUUUUUACUGUGCUUCUCGCCAUGACCCUUCAAACCAUCGUCCGGUGGUGGGAAAGGGCGCCUUUCUGCCACAGCCCAUUCGCACACGGAAGCGCAAGAAGAUGUAUGAGAUACACAUGGCACGAACCGAGGCACUAGCUAAUGCUGCCGCUCUGUCUGUGGCGGCAGGGAUGUCUGUGAAACAGGAGGGUGCCAGCACCCCCUCUGGGCCACCUUUGGCCUUGGUAUCCACCCCUGCUCGCACUUCUAGUCCAGAGGGUGAUGGCCCCAUCGAUUUGAGCAAGAAACCACGCCUGAGAGAAAGCCCAAGAGGGAACAGCAUUCCUGCAUUGCCCCUCACAGACUACCACAAGUGUACCGCCUGCAGCAUCAGUUUCAACAGCAUUGAGAAUUACUUGGCCCACAAAACGUACUACUGUCCUGCCACCACCUUACAAACCCAUGCUCUGGAGCAGUUGCACCGGAUAAAGAGACCUGCCUCCAUCUCACCCAAGAACAGAGCUCCUCCUGACGCACAUCCCGACACCAAGAGUCACCAAAUCGGAAAGCCCACAGUGGCACCUCAUGCCUCUGCUUUACCUACCGCAGAAUCUAGUCCUCAUUCUGUACCAGGCGUGAAGCCCCCCAGCACUCCCCCUGUGGUUUGCCCUUACUGCCCUCCUAACAGGGCAGUGACAUCUGACCUGAUGGAGCAUUUCAGAACCGCUCAUGGCCUGGUCCUCGCCAUGCCGCAGCAAUCUGAAGCCCAGGCAGCUGCUAUCAGUCCCAGCCAUAGCCUCAGUCCUCGCGAUGGAGCUCCUUUAACCCCUCCUAAACCAAGUUCCAGACACCGGAGGGACAGUUUAAAUGGUCGGAACCGGAGGGACGCUGCCUCUCCCACCUCACCCUUGCUCAAUGGAAAUGCUGUUGGACCACAUCCAGCAGGGGCUGGCUCUCCUAAAGCAGCCCCCCCAGCCCUCUCACCAACAGGCUCGAUCCCUCUGACUGUAUCUCCUGUGCCUGAGGGCUUGAGAGAAGUGGGGUUACUUGGCAAUAUCCCCACACCCUUGCAGGUCUCAGAAAAAGUAAUUAGUCACACCAACACAUCCCCAGCCAUGCCUAAGGCAACUGUUGCCACACCUUUGCAGAACGGGAACACUCGUUUCUGCCGGCUGUGCAACAUCAAAUUCAGCAGCCUGUCCACCUUCAUUGCCCACAAAAAGUACUACUGCUCCUCCCACAGUGCCGAACACGUCAAGUGAGCUUGCCCUUCAAGCCAUUACUCUCAAAUCUACAAGUGCCAAGUGCCACACCUACAAGUGGCAAGGCCCCACCUGAACCAGACAGUGUAUGAAAGCUGGACUGUUACUAACCAGGCGCCGAGGUUGCCACAACAGCUCUGCUGGUCCUGGUGUUGUUACUGUGGUAACUUAUUGCUUGUUAUGGGUCAAGUUUGUAUUACACUAAAAAAUGAGAAAUGCUACCUGCACAUGGAAGUGUGCCCCACUGAUCGGCACCCAACGUGACCCUGUUUGUUCACAUUUGAGUUUAAUCCAAAUCAGAUAUCAAGUCACCUUUGUAAGUUUUGUUUUAAUCAAUGUUUAUUGUUUUUAAACACUGAUGUUGAUUUUGUUCAAUGGUGGCACCUACAUGCGUCUGUGACCGAUUGUAGUUUUCCUGAGCCAUUAAAAUUUGUAAUAAGUCAUUAAUUUAGGGAACUUCUGUCCCCUUCUGGAGUGGAGUGCAAUGACUCAUUAGGCCUCUCAAGUUCAUGACCUAAAGCUGAGAGUUUUCCUUGUCAAUACACUGAAUCAACUUUAUAAUAAAAAGGAUGAAUAAACGCAUAGUAGCUCUACAGAUUUGGUAAAAUUACCAGUGUGAAGUGGAAGAUUUUAAAGAAGGGAAAAUGUGAACUUAUUUAUCAUUCGAGUCCUCACGUAUUUCACUUCCACAGAAUACUACCUACUGUUGUUUUUUUUUUGUUUUGUUUUUUUUUUAAGAAAAAGAUUAUUAUUUUUGUUUGUAUAUUUUUUUCAUACUGUCCAUAGCAACCAUUUCAGGCUUAGUGUGUUGUAUGUUCUUGGUUCUUAAGCAUAGGUAUGCUUUUCAAUUAUGUAGUAAUCUUUGGGACACUGAGUGCUCUUCUUUUUGUAAUUGUCAGCAAUGCUUUUUGUCUGAUUGGUAAGUGUUGGUCGGUCUAGUGCAGGAAUGAGUGCAGUUUUCAGUAUUUACUCCAUGCUCCGGAUCAGAGAUUGUGAAAUGAGGUGGUUCAAAGUACCAUUCCAUUAAGAAUCUUUAAGAAGGACUGUCUCAAUAAGGAUGGGAUACAAACUCAGAACAGACAAAAUACCUUUAUUCUCUCUGGUCACUACUCUCACUGUCUGCCUCUAGCUCAGCCAUAUUCCCACCCUGUCGACCUGCUGAUAACCUGCUGUCUAUACCAUGCCAUAAACACCAUUUUUUUGUUUCUUUAUUUGUUGUUUUGUCACUGACAGAUAUGGAUGAGUGUGUUUUUAGUUUAGCAUGGUAAACCUAGGUAUACAUCAGAUUUCUCUUGCAGGCUGUAAAGUGAUGCUGAAAGCUACUGACAGAGUGUGAAACUGCCUCACACAUUAGCAUUUGUCAGACUGGCAUCCCAGUACCCCCAGCAUUCUUUCUUUCUCUCUCUCUCUCUUUCUGUCUCUCUCUCUCUCUCUGACUCGUUUCCUGUUCAUCUGUAGGAGUAUGUAAUUUGGAAGGAGCAGCGUUGUGCAAUCUUUCCUUCUUGAACAGGCUCCCUUGGCAAAGCCUUAAUGAAGACUCAAGUCAGUAUGUCUGAAAGAGAGUGCCACGUUCCAGAAUACUCCCCCACCCAGCGUUGCACACCAAGUGGACUUCCUUUCCGUUACUAGUGGCGUUUCCCAUUUCCAGUGUUACAAAAAAAAGAAAACCCAGGCCGCUCUGUGGCAAGAGCAGGCGAGAUUUCUCUGUGCUGUUGUGUUUGAAACGGUGCUGCAUCCGUCAUACUUCACACAGGACUGUUUACGAUUUCCUUACUGUCCUUUUCUCAUUGGCUAACUGUCAUAUUCACAAGACCAAUGCUGAAAGACCAUUUUUACCUUUCUGAUUCCCCUUUUUAUUGCACUGUGUUGUACAAAAAAUGCUGAAUGUUUUAGUUUUAGAAGCUUUUUUGUAUCGUAUUUAUGUUUUUACAGCACUUUUCCUCGUCCAAACCUACCCCCUGAAGGACUUGCUGAUGAAAACAUUUUAACACAACCUAAGGUUAAUUAAGAUAUUUUGUGAAUAAUUGCAAAUGUUGUCAAAAUAAUUAUGAAUGUCAUUUUUUCCCUUUCUUUUCUUUUUUUUUUUUGUUUUGUUUAAUUUUGAUCUCUAUGAAAAGUUCCACUACACACUUGUACAAACUAUGCAUGGGAAAAUAAAGAGUCCUGAGGACAUUUAAAGUGCGAAA